Molecule: messenger RNA, 708 nt
Organism: Perkinsus marinus ATCC 50983
Lineage: Eukaryota; Perkinsozoa; Perkinsida; Perkinsidae
Exons: 5
Coding region: 25-507 (160 amino acids)
Source: RefSeq, a predicted model, not a curated record
GCUAUAGCGUAUUUGCAUACGAUCAUGUGUUCCUUCAUUCUUCUGAUCGCUCUGUUCACUGUCUUGGGCAGCGGAUACGACAUCAGCAAAUUGCCUGUGGGAGUUGCUGAGCAGUCUUAUGACGAGAGCAUCGGCAAGGGCUACAAUAUUGAUAUGGAUGGACUACCAGGGAACUCUAAUCUGCCAUACUACGGCAGGCCCACGAAUUGCACUUGGCGCGAUGGACAAGCUGUUGGGAGCUGUGAUUGCCCGAACGAGCAGAGCAAUUUCCUGCUUCACAGCCCUAGCGGUAAAACUGGCUACGCGAUCUGCGCUAAGCCAUGCGAUCAAGCCUCGGAAUGUCCUCCGGCUCCUGACAGUGCCAGUGUCGAUGUCAAGUGUGUUCUGUUUCGCUGCCUCCUUGACUGUUCAGGCUUCUUCGAUCGUUGCACACAGGAGGACUAUUCCGUUUGUAUGAACUACCACAUGGGUGAGGAAACAGGCACCAUGUGUCUAUGGAUCCUUUGAGAACUACCGCGGAUCAUUCACCAUUACUCACUGUUCGAUUACUCAGGAUAUGCAGUGAGUAUUUUCUUGAACGCUAAUAUGCAGUGAGUAUUUUCUUGAACGCUAAUUGAGCGACAUAAUAGUUUAUCUCUUCAUCCGAUUAAUCUAAUCAUCCAAUUUCGAGAGUUUUGAACCAAAUGCUCAUUCGAUUCGAUCGUUGUU